AUGAGGUCUGCCGCUAUUGCAAGCGCUUCGAUACGGUGCAGUCUCAGUCGUACACCGACUGUUCUACUAUUCCGUCGUCGAACAUCGGUUCUGACAUCACGUUUAAUGCUUGAAGAGGACUCAUUCGGUAGUGCAGCGACUUGCGUAAUGACUGUGUCCUCCGGAGACGCUGCAGUUGGUAUUAACAUUGUGACGGACACUAGUUGCUCGAGUGGCGGCACCGGUUGCGUUGACUCUGUCUGUCGCUAUUGCAAGACUAAAGACACUGAACAAUCUGCACAUUUGAGUAGUUGUCCAUCCACUACAACGGCCCCAACGGCUAUAACGAAGACAUGCCCGACCACAGUGUCGGACGGUGAUGCCUCCGUUGGCAUCAACAUUAUCACGGAUACGAGCUGUGCUAACGGUGGACUCGGCUGCAUCGACAGCAUUUGUCGGUACUGCAAAACUAAAUUGACGGAUCAGUCAGCACAGUUCGGGAGCUGCUCAGACUACUCCUCAACAUCGAUCAGCUCACCACCAGCCACUGUCGCUCCUGUGACAACCCCGACGUCCACGAGUCCCAUUUACUCUAUUCCCGUGGAUUGCUAUCAAACCGCGUCUAACGGUGAUAAAAGCCUCGGGUUAGACAUCGUCACGGAUAUGCGGUGUGGUGACGGAGGUGUAGGCUGCUUGGACAGCAUCUGCCGCUUUUGCAAGCGCUUCGAGACACCACAAUCGUAUUCAAUUUUUGUUGGUGCAGACCGAUGA
Molecule: messenger RNA, 750 nt
Organism: Phytophthora infestans T30-4
Lineage: Eukaryota; Oomycota; Peronosporomycetes; Peronosporales; Peronosporaceae
Exons: 4
Coding region: 1-750 (249 amino acids)
Source: RefSeq, a predicted model, not a curated record